Toxoplasma gondii ME49 is the source of this 11023-nucleotide messenger RNA. RefSeq lists its product as hypothetical. Lineage: Eukaryota; Apicomplexa; Conoidasida; Eucoccidiorida; Sarcocystidae. The transcript is spliced from 10 exons. The coding region runs from base 1029 to 8438 and encodes 2469 amino acids. The record is from RefSeq and is a predicted model, not a curated record.
CAAAACUUUCGGGAGAGAGCCGAUUCGGAACACGACGAAACGGACCGAACCUCGGAUCCCGCGGUCCCUACUGUGACCCUCGCACACCGUUCUGGCGGCCGCUCGUUUUACUGUCGUCGGGGUUCACAUCACGGCGACUUCUCCUUCCACAGAGGCUGUGGACUUGUGCAGCAUACAGUCGAGAAGCUGAGGUUUCCUUGUUCGAGUGAGCGCUCGAGAGGGUUUCCGAGGCAACCAUUGUGUGACCCAUGGUGGCGGGCGACGUAGACAACGGGGGACCCGAAUGACCAGCUAUACGAGCCCUUGUUUUCUUUGACACGUCGUCCGUUCUAACUACUUGUGUCUGUGUUCGCGUUAAAGAUCCGUUUUAUAAUGGGGACUCGAAAGGACCCGACGUUCUUCGAUGUGGCCGCGGGAUCUGUAGCUCUCAGUAUCCGCUCGCGGUGACACAGUUCGCGGGCCUCUCGUUAUUGCUGUCUUCCUCUCGUUCCUACACAGGUGUCUCUCCGUCUCCGCUUUCGAGUGAACUUCCCGGUUCAAAUAUUGGCUGCGCCUUCUCCGUGGGGGGGAUCUGUCCGUGUGGACACUUUCGUUUCUUCCGCGCUUUCGGUGGUUUUGCACAUGCCAUCGAAACCCCCCUAGUCACAACGAUGCAUCCGCUCUAGAAAUUUUCCCACCCCGGUCUUAUUCGCGUUUCGCUCUGGGCCCAUCCUCAGCAAUCUCUGGCUUCAGAGACAGCAAACGUGUUUGGCUCUCGGCAUCUCCGGGUAGGCUGCGCGGGACUAGUCAUGUCUCGCAUCGUUCUGUCUACCCUGUGUCGCCCUCGUCUCCCAUGCUUCUUUUUUCCACUCCCGCGGAUUCCCCAGUCUGCCGGGAGGCCCCAUUUCGUGGCGACGGCUUUCUCACACGCACUUCGGCGCAAUUUUGACUUCCUCUUCGAGUGCUCUACUUCGACGGCGGCUCACUCUCGCAGGCUGCGAAUAUGGGCGCUGUUCUCUGCCCUGUGACAUCCAGGGAGUGGGUUGGCUAUGGCCAGCAACUAUGCUUCGCUUUACCUGAGAACUUCGUCACUUCGUGUUUUAGCGGACACUGAGUCGUCAGAGCCUGCGGACUCUCCACGCGCUGCCCGGAAGAUGCCGCCAACAAGCGAGGUAGACCCCCCCAACGAAAGCGUCAUGAGCGCUUGCGCUCGGAAGCAGUCUUGUAGGGGAGCAGCCGAAUCAAGUCGCAAAGACGCCCGAUGCUUCAAAGAGGACGAACCUCUGUUUCACCCAGGUGCCCUUCCAGUCACUUCGGGACGUCGGAAGAGUGCGUCCGAGUGCAGUGGAGCGCCGAAGACCACAGUUUCAGAGGGAGAAACCCCCGCAAAAGACGUUACGCGCGGGAAAGCCGCGAAGGGUAGGGGCGAAGACGAUGCGACGCGACGGAUAGGGGACGUCGGACACGAUCUCGAAGCCCCUGGGAAGGAGUCCAACGUGGUCACGAGCGUCGGAAGAGAUGACGGCUGGCAACCUCUCACAGGGACGGGCGAAAGCCAGCCGUCAGCAGCUCGAAUUCAACCUUCCACUUCGGCUCCCAGCAUCUCAUCUGUCUUCCCAAGUGGUGAAAGAGAGCGUGAAGACCUCCCGGACGUAAACGCCCCUGGAGAUGAAAGGCUGCCAGAACAUCGGCGUCCGAGUGUAGGAGACAGAGAGGCGUUGGACCUGGGCGCAAUCGAAGGAAGCUAUUCUUUUGACACUGACAAGAAGGUGCAAGAAGCCGGCAAAGACGACGCUGCGCUAUGCAGAGCUGGCAACAGUGAUGACGAGAACAACGGUACGAGUACGAACUGUGCGUCUCACGAGUAUGACAACGAUUCGUCCAAUGGGUUCUGCGCCGGGACCACAACAGAGAUGAUGUCUUCUCCUGACACCACUCGCACCACCAUCAAAGACCGCGGCACUUCUCCAGGAGAGACGGCCUAUGGCGAGGAUGCAAUGCGCAUCCUUCUGAACAUGCAUGCUGAUAUCCUCGAUCGCCUGAAACAGGAAGAGCAGGGACUCACUGAGGAAGUCGCCACUGGGUACCUGGGCCAGCUUGCUAGCGGCAUUUGGAAUGCGCAGCGACGGAUCCCUUCUUUCGGCCCAGGAAAGACAGGCAGGGACCUCGAGGACGACGGACUCAACAAAGUGCUGGUGCUGAUGCAUCGGCUGGACACUGCUGACACCUUGCCUUCGAAGUCCCUGUCAUUUUCGCUGGACGCACCUUCCCCGUUCUACGAGUCCUUGCUGGCGACAGCCGCCUACCUCAAUGACAAUGGAUCGCAACCACCCGAUUCGUCUUUCUUUGCUUUCUCACCUCCGCGCCCUGCACUCGCCCCGCCCCCGCCGGCUGCUUCGUCCUACUUGCUGUCGAUGUCACUUCAAGACUGCAUCGCGCUUCCGCGGGCUAGCGUUUCUCUUCUUUCAUCUCUGCUCUUGCAGCUGGACGUGUCACAGUUGUGCGCUCCCGAGAAUAGACUGAAGCGUGCGCUGACCAUGCAGCUUCUCCAAAAAUUUCUGGGCGUCCACAAAAUAGGCAAAUGUAUCCACUCAGCCAUGGUUGCUGCAGUGAGCCGGCAGGCCGUGUGCUCCUUCGGAGAUAUCGAUUCGGAAUGGAAAUCUGUCACGAAAUAUGAGAACGCUCAUGCAGCAAAAUCUGCGGUGGCCUCCAAUACCGGAGCGGAUACGAGUCAGACAGACCAGCUCGCAGACGAAGAGAAUGAGGAUGUCGACGCCUUCUCGAGAAAGCCAAGCGACAGUCUGACAACGUAUUUUCCCUCGUCGAGAAGGGCGUCAGCCACAACAAAGUUGGAGGAUGAAAACGGACGGAAAAACCCAAACCAGUCGUGUGACGCAAACACAGGCGAAAGUCUGAGCCACUUGCUGCUUUUUUCGGCAUACGAAGAAGAGGCUAUUGAUAAUCUUCUCUCACGACUUCUUGGUCGCGUGCCUGCGGGGUCGACGGCUCCGCCUGCAGCUCCGUCACCGUCCUUUUACUCUUCGUUUUCAUCUCUGUCGCUUUCCGGAAAUAAUUCCUCGCCGUCUUCUCUGUCGUCCCUUUUCUCCGAUUCGGUGUCCGCAUCCUUAACCAGUAACGCGCCGCGAUUGUCUUCCUCCAGCACACAAGCAGCGAGCUGUGAUGUCGGAGCGGACGGUUCGGACACGUUCGUGGAUCGACGCUCCUCUUCAGGUUGUCUCUCUCCGACUCCUCCGGAGGCAGCGAUGGAUCGCUUCCGCGCUUCUGAGGAGCCGGAGUUUUCGCUGUUUCUUCCCUACAUGCAUCAAUGCAGUUCGACGCAUCCGGCGAAGCAACAGAUGCUGGAAACCGAGACAUCUGCAGAGUUCGCCCUCGACAGCGAGGAGAAAGGCCUGCCCCUUCUGUGUGGUGCAGACACGUCCACCGUGUCCACCGAUCGUAUCAGGGGGCGACAAGAAGGCGCCGCUGCAAUUCACUUUUUCGGCAGGUCUGACAUCGAUAGGAAAGCACCGGCUGUGAAGGACUCGGGGGCUUUCCAGCAGACAGAGACAGACAACACCCGAGCGGCAUCGAAGACUGCUGAUCAUCUGCUCGGGAUGUAUGCUUCGGCCGGUGCUCAGUGGUUGUUUCCAGCUGAAACACCCGUCACAGGAGAAGAGGUGGUCCGCGGAGACACGCGGGCUCUCGCGGGUUGCGCCCGCACAGAUUCCGCCGAGAGUGUUGGCGACAAACCGGUUGCUUCCCGAGACUCGCAUUUGAAGACACACGAAUUGCAGACGUUCUCUUUCCUGCACCCGGACAAGGAUCAGGCGCUUUUGGAUGACGGCGGAGAGGCGUCGAAGAGGCUGGAGGAGACGGUCCAUCUGGUGCUUGGCGACGAAGGCGCGGAGAGUGCCUCACUAGCAAGUCUGGCCCUUCAAGGCUCUGCAGUACCCGUAGAUGCUCCUCGAACGUGUUUAGGAUCGGGACAGCAAGCAGCCGUCUUGCUGGCUGAAAUCUUUGGAGACAGUCGCGGUUGUCGCGAAUCGAUUGCCUCGCCUGUCGAUAACGAAAAUGCUUCAUUCGAAAUCCGAGAGGACGGGCAGGUAGCGGUGGACAAGCCUUUGGCGGCAAGGGCGACUGGCACGACUGCGCCGGAUGAGGAGGACCGAAGGCGGGAACUGAGUCUGAAUGAGCGCCUGAGGGUUCUGUUUUUGACGAGUGAGAAGGGCUCAGACAAGUUGCUCUCGCACGGUGUCUGUCCCACAGUGUCGCAGCGUGAUAUCUCGAGGCCUCAGCAGACGGAGGCAACCGGGACGCAUGCAGCCGUCAGCGAUAUCUGGCGGACUCUCCAGGGCUCUCUGACUGCGGACAAGCAGGAAGGUUUACUGCCCGAUCUAGGAGCACUGGGUGGGACACUGCGGUCGGUUUCUGCCAGCAAAGGUACAGGACUAGCGGAGGCGCAGGCGGUCCGACAGAAGCUUCUAUUUCUCCUUGGAGGUUGUCAGCGGAGUGUAACGGACUCCGCCGCUGGCCACUUGUCGACGCUCGCGCCCUCGGGCCUUCUCGCGUUCUUCAGCCAGACGCGCGGUUCGCAGCAGAAUCGGAAAGGCCUCUGGGACAGGUCAUCGCCCGUGACCGCAUCCGUCCAACAGCAGCUCCUUCGCUUGGAGGCCCAGGGGCCCUGCAGCGCCAGUGCUGAAGGUUUUCUCCGCCGCCUCAGAGAUCGGAUGGCAUCGGGAACUGCGGGGAGCCAAGUCGGCGGUCAUGAUGAUCGGGAAGAUGCGAACUCCGGUUUCCCGACAGCCGGUAGCACAGAUCAAGAUGCUGUGUGGUUGACUGAAUCGCGGGCUGGCCUUCCCUCUUCAGCGACGUUUGCCUGCUCCACGUCUGGCGUCGGUAGCGCCGAGGAGUCCUCUCCCUGCGGUAGUGCACAGGCCGGACAGGCAUGCGGCGAGGGAGGUCUUAGAGCGGGAAGCCCGACAGCAGACGUGACGUAUUCGCAGCGGAAUGCAACCCAGCGAUGGGCAACGCAAGCGAGCACCAACGCUGAAGACGACACGUGGAAGAAGAAUAGCACCCCGCUUUCAGCGCACGCAGACUCACUGAAGUCAGAAGCCGACGUUGGAUUCGCCGUUCUUGGCGGUCGGGUGCCGGCCGGGAACGGCACUUCCGGAACUGGACUGAAGCCUCAGGAAUGGCUGCAGGAAGGAAAAUGCAAGGGGGAGUCUUCCCGACAAUUUGACCAGCAAUCGGAGGACCCGAAGCUGGAAACACAGGCGAGAAAGAAUGGUAAACCAGCCACUCGUUCCUGCUGUCCCGACAAACUGGGGACACGCCGGGCGGGGACGCAGUGCACCAGGCGUCGCACCACGAUCAGCAGUGACAUCGCCGCAGGGGUUUUCCCGAUCGGUGGGGAAGAGACUGGGGAUGCGUCCAUGUCCACUUCGGGCACAGGGACAGUUGAUCAGCUUCCAGGAGAUGGGGGGAAAGUCAGCGCCGAGGGUGCGCCAGAGGCGGAGCCCUCGGUCUCUGUGAAACUUUACGAGGCGAACGAGAAGGCUCCAUUCUCCGUGGCGGCGGGGUAUCUGAACGAGUCACGGCCUGUGAAACGGGGCAGCGCCAACUGCGGUGAAGCGGCUAACUUAGUUAACAAGGAUGGAGGUGACCUUGCAGCGCGCUGUCUGCCUCAAACGCCUUCCCCGGACGCGUCGAACCCAUCCAGUGUAGCUGAGAAACAGACAGAGAUUCUAAACGAGUCUGGUGUGUGGGAAUCAAGGAAGGAGAGGGUGGCGUCGUCCAAGAACCCUGCAGGGGGCGAGAAAACCGAGGCCGAAAGAGAAAAGGAAGCAGAGACCUGCCGAAGCUCCGAUGGUAGCGGGCACAUCAAUGGUAUCGGCAAGCCCAAACGAUCGAGUCUAUGUGGAGACACGGCCGCGGCAGGAGGUGACAAAGGAAGCAGAAAAAGUAGGGAAUGCAAGCUGAAGGUCGCAGGCGCCUCAGGCGCCAGUCGUGAGCCUGGAGAAGAGGAUGAGGAAAGCGCCGGGAAGGACAACACAAAAGCGGAACAAACAGAUAAAACCAAGGAGCUGUCCGACGUCUCAGCGAACCGGCUCAGGGGGCACUUGCGGCCUGCAUGCUGCUACUUCAUGCGCUCAAUGUGCGAGUUCUCCAGCGCGUGUGUCUUCUGGCAUCCGCCCGCGUCGGAGAACCCCGAGAAGAUCGUCUGCAAAUAUGGACGAGUCUGCCACGCAAAUCACGGUCGCCAGGUGACCGACCGCGAGAUGGCGAGUAUUCUGUACGAUUUCGCAAAGUCCCUUUCCUCUCUUGCUGACGGCGAGAUGGGGCGGGCAAUCCACUAUCUGCGCGCUUCUCGCCUCUACAACCUCGUUGCUGCUGCCGGCGGUGGCACCAACGGUGCGAAGGGAGCGAUCUCGGAGAAUGCUUCAUCCAGUUCGACGGGGAGCGGCGGCGACGCCAGCGCGGUUACUGUUCCGGGCGACGAGCUCGACGAAGGCGCAUUGGCUGUCCGAGAGGGCAAGAGAAAAGCCAGCCCCAUCUCGAGCGCUGGAGCAGCAUCAAGCGGUCGAUCAGGCGCAGCCUCCAAAGCAAACCAGGGUGCCCGCGAGUCGAAGAAUUCAGAAGGCACGGCCGCUUCAGGAUCUGCGAGUGGCCGGCAACUCCCCAACCAGGUUAUCGACCGGUUUUUCGGUUUGGCGGACCGUGUUCAAGGUCGAGAUCUGUCUGCGGUUAACACGGCGUGGCGACAAGCCUACGGGGAGCACUUCCCGUAUGCAAGGUACGGUUUCGAGAAACUGCGCCACGCGUUAUCGGGCAUCCCUGGCGUCACUCUCGUUCUCCAGGACAGCAACGUGAUGGUCUCCAUCGAUGAAUGCCGCUUGAGGCGGUCCGGAGGGACAUGCGCCGAUGCAGCCGCUGCGUCGCCGGCCCCAUGCACGACACAGCGAGCCUCGGCAGGGUCCGAAAGUGGGCCAAAGAAGAUGUGUAGGGACUCAGGAGCCCGGGCAGAGCAAGGCAAAUCUUCGCAACCCCUGGCUUCGAAAGCUGAUAAAACCGCUCCGGACAACGCGUGGAUUAUGGUGCAGUAUAGCGCCGCCACCACAAGGGCGACUCGCCUAGGCAACGGGCGUAGGCCGAGCGGAACUGAGGGUGGGACCCCCAUGGGCUCGCCAUCUACUGCUGGCAACGCUGUUACACGAAGCCAGGCCAAGAGCCUCGCGGACGGGGAAGACAAAGGCAGGAGCGUUUCAGAGGAAGGCAAAGACAUGGAGACGCGUACGCAGGGCCCAGGAAGUGGCAAAAGCUGGGGCAGAGGAGCUCGGCCCCCAGAAGAAUCGAAGCGACGCACGACCACAAGAUGCCGAAGUACCCAAGCAGGGGAGAAGAGCCGACUGCCUGCGGAAGAACUUCCACCGCUCGUGUUGAAGGUGGCCCGCGAGCAGGUCGUCGGCGACCUUUGCUCUGCCUCUCUGCUAUGCAGCGCAUGCGGACUCCUUCUUUUAAACCCUCUCGUUCACCCAAGGUGUGGGCAUAUGCUAUGUCGGGACUGUUUAGUGAUUCUCUCGGCCACGCACUUCCACUCUGUCCACCGCAUCAACUUCAAGAACGUCGCGCCUGUUGAGCGUCGCCACGAUGCUGCAGCGUCGCCGUCUCUCGCCCACGUGACCUCUGCUCUUCUGCAUAUGUUUCCGUCUCCUGCGUCGCUUCCGCUUUCGGCCCAAAGUCCGUCUGCCCCCUCCUUCUGCCCAAGAUGCACGUACGGGGAGGCAGCACCGGCGACGAACUUGAAAGAGGCUUCCCGCCUUCCGGGGGCAUCUGCGGCAGCGGCGCUGCGUGCUAAUGGAGCGAGUUCCGGUUCUGGAUCUGGAGGAUGUAGUUCUCAACUGCUGCCUGCUCACGCACAUCUCCCUCGAAUGCUGAAGCCUCAACAGACUUGCCCGCUUGGCGAGUUCUUGUCAGCCGUUGCGACUGAGAAGGGGGUGCCUGCUCUACUCGGCCGGGUGCUAAGCAAGGUGCGAGUGCGGUGCUCUGCUGGCAAAACCAUCCAGGUUUCUGGCGCGGAUGCAAUUGCGGCACAAGCCGGCGAGUCAAGAGAAGCCAAGGUCGGCGUUGAUGCUUGGGGGCAACCGCACGAGACUGAAGUGCAGAAACCUUCAGAUCCCGGAUUUGGAAACGGAGUCGAUGGAAGAAACAGGGAGAGGGCUUCCGUUGCGACGUUACGGGAUGCGCUUUGCAGCAAACACCGCGUAGCCACGCCUUCAGAAGGAGGCUGCAAGUGGGACGGGGAUUACGCAGGUUAUCUGGAACACAUCAAACGCCCUGGUGAGUGUGGAAGACUCUACUGGGGUGGGACGGAUGUUCAGACAGACGAACCGCGUUUGGCGGAAGGAGGAAAACCUCCAAAAUCCAGUCGAAACGGAGACACCCGGUUUCGGCACUAGUAGCGGCCGCCGAGGCGGCAAACGGCAUUCCAACUUCGCCGGGUAACAUCGCUUCGGAAGAAGUCAAACAGGACCGGCUCACAGGGAGUACCACAAGAUGUACAGCACGCAACGGUCGCGCCCAGUGACUCAAAGACUUUCUGGGUAGGAGUGGUGGACCCUUUUGCUGUAGAUGUUGCAGGGGCGGCUCAAAAAAAGGUUUCCCUGUGCUCUUGCAUGGAUCUGAUUGUAUGGAGAUGUGGUCGGUAGAGGAAGUAAAGAAAAGCGUUAGUUGAAAAAUCGACUUCCGAACCACCAACCAAUAUAGAUUGGUACAAAGAAGUUACCAUAUCCUCCGUAAAAGGCCGGCCCACCAGAAAGGGAUUUAAGCCAUGCAUAGCGUGCAGGGUUCGGGGAUAAAUAGGGUGGGUAGUGGUAGGGGAACUAGAUCUCGCAUAGGGUCAUUCCUGGUUUUACAAUUCCAACUGCGAGGUAGACUGUUAAAAUCAUGUGUAGAGCAGUAUGCUUUAAUAAAAUGCUAUUUCGUGGAAGAUUUUGAAGGACUUUUGUUGUUGCGGCUUGCAUGCGUCUGGAAACCUGAGCUGCAAGGAAGGAGUUUUGGACAGCUCCGAAGGGGGGAACCUGACAGCGACUUGGAGAGUCGAAAGAACGAAGAGUGGUGACGCAGGGAAUCCGGGGAAGCAACUCACCACAACUUUUCCACACGGGGUACAAGGUAGUGCCUCCUACGGAGUGGUAGGGGUAGAGACACAGGGGCAAUGCAGUGAUUCAAAUCUGUGUAUUCUGGUGUUGUGCCUGAUUCGGAUGGUGAGCAGCAGAAAAUAAGGUUCUCCCUGGCCCCGUUGCAGGGUAAGGAGACUCAGGAUAGAUUUUUAGUCAAGUUAUCUUCUGUGGCUGAGAUUGUGUUUUGUACGUAUCUACAACUUUGCACACUAGGGAGGGUAGCGAGCUGUCCAACUGGAUUCGGGGACAGGAAUGUGUGGACUUGGUGGGCCGAACGGGCGGUCUUCUAUCGCAGCUGAUAUCUUACAGCGACAAUCACGUGGCACUGUGUCAGCUGCUGUGGUUUUUAGCUCAGUGAAGCAAAUGGAGUUCAUGUUCAUCACCAGCCUGUUGUAAAUUGUGUCCGAAGGACACAAGAGAGGCAGCAGGCGGGUAGUCCGGUGUCGUGCGCCAGUAGAAAGGGCCGAAGGACCGUGUUUGCUGGGUAGUGUGAAACCAGCUGGUAGGCAGCUGGAGAGGUGUCAUGGGAAGGCACGCGGGGGAAUUGUUGGUUGUCGUGCUGCCAGGUCCUUAAAAUAACCCGGUCUGAAUAAGAUCACUAAAACAGCCAAAAAGCGCGUGGUCCUUUGCACCACAACUGGAGAGGGUGCAGGAGACAGUGCGGGGCUGUAGGAGCCACGCCGGCUUUGCACGGCUGGUAGGAUCCUGCUAUACGGUCGUUGUGGAGACCACCUGGAGUUCGGUGUCGUUCUCGCAGGCCAUAAAUUGGGUGUUUGUGAGUGCAUGGUGUGUGUAUGUUCACUGUGCACGGACAGCACUCACAAAAUGUGAUGUACCUCGUACUCUUUCAAGGAUAAAUGACGGGUCAAACGCUACGUUGUUUUCUACAGUUUCUUGCCCACGCACUGAUCCGUGUCAGUACUGUGGGGUGAGAACUGGACGGACUCAUCAGAGUGACUUGUUUAUCCGUAUGCUGGGAGGAAACUGACGUGCGGGUGUUUGCAGUGAAACUGAGGGUGCCUCUUCUGAGAUGUAUACGUUUUGGUUAUAUAGGCGGUGUAGCGGUGCCGUGUUUCGCACUGGAAAUGAGGUAUUUGGGAUGAGGGAGCUCAGGCACUUGCGGAAGCAAGCGCAAUGUAACUUUUGUUUGCAAUAGCGAUGCAAGAAACUUAGAGAUUCGAAAGGGUUGCACCGGUAAACCAAGCCUUGUUGUUCAGAGGAGCAGUGCCACGCGACUACCUCAUCUGCCGUUUGUCCGACUGCGGUAGGCAGAUGCUGAAAACGGAUCCGAAUUACGAUCCUCCUCAAUGCCGCAGCAGCCUCGAAAUGCAUUUCUGUCGAGCCAAGCUAUCCUGUUUGGAGUUCGUGAUGGCAUGCCUAAUGUUGAAGAUUGUGCCUUCAAUGUCCAGGGCAGGGCAUUGGAUUGGAUACCCAGGGAGCUGUGCUCCCAUUAAUAGGAAUCAUAAUAUAAGUUACCAGGCACACUACGAGUACGAUGGCACUGAUCAGAUUAGCAUCUGAGGAGUAGCUUUCUCUUGCUAGGGAGCUGAGGUAGUAAGAUCUACUAGCUGGUGCUUUAGCAGUGAACUCAAGAAAUCCACACGUGGAAGGUGAUACCGCAACGCCUAAAGCGACAGUUUAACCCAGUUGAGUGCAGGGUUACAGGCUGCCGCAAAGAUGUUCGUCCUCAUCGUUGCCAGCAAGGACAGUGCAAAAGAGUCCGAGGACCUCCUCAACGAGGAGAUAGUGAUGGCUUUUUCGCGAAUGACACAUUCUCAGGGACUUCCCUCACUUUCAAAGCAGUUUUUUCCCAAUUCCAAACAUAAAACUGCAACCCCUGCACAAGCCGCCUUUCCACCCUA